UGCAAGCUACAAUCAGUAAUCAUAUAAUCACCAAUGAUCACUCGUCAGUCAUCAGUCACAAUCAGCUAUAGCUACAGCCCGUGAGGGCCACCUGUAAUAUCUUUCGGAUUUUUCUACGUAAUUAAGUGGUUAAGAAUUUAAUUGAAACGUAUUAGUAAGGCAAAAAAUAGAUUCAUUAAACAUGUUUGAAAUGAAAUAUGCAAAAAAAGAACAUACCCAGGAAUUACAAAAGAAAAAUGUACUAUUUAACAAAGAACGAGAUACAAUGUCUAAUGAAAGAAACAAACGCGAUACAUCUAUAUCAUUUACCAAGUUAGAUAUGCAGGAAGAAUAUAAAAUACUUUGUGAUAACAUUGUUAUUCUCAAUUCAUACACUUUGAUAUGUGAAAUAUGCAAUUGUCCUUUACCAUCUCAAAAUCAUGUUUUAGCACAUGUUCAAGGAAAACAACAUGUUAAUACACUUAAACAACAAACGAAGAAGGAGGACAGUAACCAAAAUAUGACACACCAUAUGUGUAAUAAUUUCAAAACAGAAAAAUGUCAAUCAAAUUUAAAUAUUAAUAACAAAUGCAAUGACAACAUGAAACAGACUGAUCAGAUGCUAGUAGAUAAUGGAAUUAUAAUUCUUGAAAGUAAUACCAUUUCAUGUCGAUUUUGCAAACGUAAGUUUCCUUCAUUUCAUGAUACAUUAGCACACAUUAAAGGAAGAUCUCAUAUUAAUAUUUUAAAAAGUCUCAAUAAAAUGUCAAGUACUGUCGAAAGCAAACAUGUCAAACAUGAAAUAAUUAAAACGAGUAUAACAGAUAAAAAAUCACUUACUAAUUUCUCAAAAAUUAAAAUAAAUAUCGAUACAAGCCAGAAGCAAGACUUAGGUACUAAUAUUUACAAAACUACAUGUUGUACAAAAUUAUCAACAAAGAAUGUGAAUGAAGGGGAACAUUUAAUAAAUGAUAUUGAUGGAAGUAAAUAUGAAAAAAUACAAGAUGAAAGUGAAAAGGACGUUGGUCUCCUUCAGAAUUGCUUUUACUAUUGCGAAUUAUGUAAUGUACAAAUUGAUAUUAAUAAUUUAUUUGAGCACAUUAAUACAAUAACACAUACACGUAGUAUAUUUUCUAUGAGUAUGGGAGAUGAUAUCAUCUUGUACAAAUGUUUUUGUUGUAAAUCGAUAAUGCAAGGAAACAGUUCAUUGAUCAAUCAUUUACGUUUGGAAACACAUUUAAAGAAUUUAGCGAGUACUUUGGAAGGUAUCGAUAUGAGUAACAACAAAAUACUUGCCCAUGCACCUCGUAACAUUAAAAAUGUCUUGGAAAAUAAAAAUUUUUGGUUUUGUAACAUACUUUUUCCAAAAGUGGAAAAUACAUCUGCAGAUUUCAUUGAAAAAUACCUCAUAUCUAUCGAUACUUCGGAUAUUAACUUACAGAAUAAUAUAAAGAAUAAUGUUACUUAUCGUUGUUCAUUUUGCAGAGCAAAAUUAAAUACGCAUCAUAAUCUAAUAGAUCAUUGUCGAGGAAAAAUACAUACAUGGAGAGUGAAGCAAUUAUUUCAUGAUAAGAAAUACUGUGGUACCAAUAACAACACGCUAUUAGUAACAGAUCAGUUUAGUGAUAUGUCUAUUGCAGAUAAGAAAUCACAAAGUACAAAUAAACUUGAUAGCGGUUUAAUUUUACCACCUGAUUUAUGUAUACAAAUUGAAAAAUGUCUAAAAGAGUCACCAUUUAAUGGAAACUUAGCAAGAAAACGGGAUCAUAAAGAAAAUAUAAAGAAAUGUAAAGAAAAGUCCUUAGCAGAACGUUUAAACAAAUUAUAUUGCAAACACUAUUUAGAAAUUGAGGAAAAAAUGUAUACAUUGGAUAAAAAAGAACACGACAAAAUAGAAGCAAAUUUCAAAUUACUUAUGCCUCACAAUAAAAACAACUUCUAUUGUUUGGCCUGUUCUGUAAGUGUUUCAAAAGAGUUGUAUUCAUUAUAUGAACAUGUGCGUUAUGAAUCACAUGUUCUGCAGGUAGAUCAAAUUAAAAAAGAUAUAGACUCUGAGAAAUUAUCACUGCAAUAUACAAAGAAAACAAAAACAUAUAUAAAAUGUUAUCCUUGUAAAAAUACUAUCAAAGAUGGAUUACAAAUGAUCAACACUCAUAUUAAUAGCACAUUGCAUAGAAAAAAUUAUACAAAAUUUCGUACCAUUAUCGAUGAUACUUUUAAAUCUGUAUUGCAAAAUCUGAAUUGUAGUUUGUUUUACAGUAUUGAAAUGUUUUCAUGUACUUUAUGUGCAACAAAUUUUAAAUAUAAGUUGGAAUUCAUGGAGCAUAUUUUUACUAAACACAAACAGAUGUCGGAGAAUUAUACAUUUGAUUUUUGUAUUCCAUGUGCUACUUUAUGGAUGGGUCAAACGGAUUCUUAUAUAGGGCAUUGUAACGACAUAAUGCACAAAUAUUUAACAAAAAGUAAAGAUUUUAUGAUUGAGGAUCUUCCAACAUGUAUAAAGAAAAUAUUAACCAAAAUUGACAAAACUGUUAAUAUUUUAUUUGAACAAUCAGAAAUUUUAUCGAAUGACAAUAUACAGGAAGAAGUGAGACAAUCUUUAGAAAAUAGCUUAAGAAUAAAGUUCCCAUCUGUCAAAGCAUUUUUAUUUGGUUCAAGAUUAACUGGACUUGGACUUGAAAAUAGCGAUAUAGAUAUAUACAUUGACUGUGGAAACACAUACUAUGAAAGUAAAAGUGACGAUUUAAGAAAUUGCAAUCUUACACACAUUGAACAGAGUUUACGUGCACAAAAAGAACAAUGGGAUGUGAAAGAUUUAUUGGAAGGAACUAGGACCCCUAUAAUAAAAUUAAUAUAUAAGCGAACAGGUGUAGACUGUGAUAUUUCCAUUACAAAUGGACUCUCUGUUGAAAACUCUAAAUUGAUACGGUCUUUCAAUGAUGCAUAUUUACCUUGCAGAAAGUUAAUAUUAUUUAUAAAAAAAUGGUUCUCUCUUUUUAAUUUACCUGGAAGAUGUGGUUUAACAAAUUAUGCUCUUUCUUGGAUUGUUAUAUUCUAUUUGCAAUCAAAAUCGUAUUUACCAAGUAUUGCUAAGCUAAUAAAAGAAAAAAAUCAAUCUCAACUUAUACAUGGUUGGGAAACUGGCAUUGCACAACCAAUGGAUAACAAUGAAUCUGUGCAAUCCAUUCCAGUAUUGUUACUGGAUCUAUUUAAAUUUUAUGCAAAUUUUGAUUAUCAGCACUAUAUAAUUUGUCCACUUUUAGGUAAUGUAUUGGCUAAAAAAGCUUUUUCAGAGUUAGAAACAUUACCCAAAGAAAUGGAACCUUACAAAAGACACUUGAAAACAUCUAAGAAACCAGAAUAUUUGCGCAUCGAUUCUCCAUUAUGUGUGCAAGAUCCAUUUGAUCUGUCACAUAAUCUAACUAAGGCUGUGAACAGUAUUACCUUAAAGUAUUUUAAACAAUAUUGUGAAGAUAGCGCAUCGAUAUUGUGCUCUACAAAGCACUAACUUUUGCAGUGUUGUAUAUUUAAUUACAAAUUCUACAUGCAUACUUUUCUAAAAAGACAAACAUCAAUUAUAAUGUAUCUAAGGUUUAUCAGCGUAAUUUCUAGAUCGAAAUUGUUUAUACUUACAUGAAAGUGUUGCAGAUAAAUUCGACCGCAUAAUACGAUGCAAAAUAAUGAUAGACAAUGCGACAAAUAUUAUUCUAACUUUACUUAGAUGUAUAUGUUCCUAUAUAUUGACUUUCUUACAAUGAAUGCUAAAGUACUUUGUAUGUUAUAAGUAUAUUUUAAGCAGCAUUAUUAUACAAUGAAGGAAAAGCAGUUACAUUUUUAUUCAAUGGUUUUUUUAAGGAAAUCAUAUUUUUUACAAUCAUUGUGUUAUUAAUGUGUAUUAUAGAAUUAAACGU
This is a messenger RNA of Hylaeus anthracinus, 3890 nucleotides long. RefSeq lists its product as uncharacterized. Gene Ontology annotation, molecular function: zinc ion binding; poly(A) RNA polymerase activity; nucleic acid binding. The record is from RefSeq and is a predicted model, not a curated record. Lineage: Eukaryota; Metazoa; Arthropoda; Insecta; Hymenoptera; Colletidae. Gene Ontology annotation, biological process: mRNA 3'-end processing; mitochondrial mRNA polyadenylation. The transcript is spliced from 4 exons. Bases 182 to 3487 code for a protein of 1101 amino acids.